AUGGGAGCGUUCAGCAGACAGAAGUUUUUCCAGGAGCUUGCUCAUGGCUGCCUGCUGCCCACAGCUCAGCAGGGUCUGGAGCAGGUAUGGCAGCUGCUGGUUAUCUGCCUGCUGUGUCGACUCCUCUGGAUGUUGGGCCUCCCCUCUUUUAUCAAACACCUGGGCACGGUGGCCGGAGGUUUCUACACCCUCUACCUGUUUUUUGAGCUUCAUAUGAUCUGGGUGGUGCUUCUCAGUUUACUCUGCUACCUCUUCCUCUUCCUUUGCCGCCACUCUACCAUCCGAGGCACCUUCCUCUCCAUCACUGUGCUCAUAUACCUGCUACUCGGAGAGCUGCACAUGAUGGACACCACCAUCUGGCACAAGAUGAGAGGUUCACAGAUGGUGGUUGCCAUGAAAGCCAUCUCUCUGGCCUUCGAUUUGGACAGGGGUGUUGUGACCAGCGUACCCUCACCCAUUGAGUUCAUGGGCUAUAUUUACUUUGUGGGCACAGUCAUCUUUGGUCCUUGGAUCAGUUUCAACAGCUACAAAGAAGCUUUAGAAGGGCGUAAGCUGAGCUUUUCUUGGCUUUUAAAAGUGUCUGUUAGCUGGGUGAAGAGCCAGAUCUGCCUUGUUAUUUCCAACUGUGUGGCUCCCUACCUCUUCCCUUAUUUCAUACCUGUUUAUGGAGACAAGCUGCUACGAAGCAAAAAGAGGAGGAAGAUCAGAGGUACGAUGGCAAAGUGGUUGCUGGCGUAUGAGAACACAAUGUCUUUCCACUUCAGCAAUUAUUUUGUUGGUUACUUGAGCGAGACUACUACUACUUUGGCCGGGGCGGGCUUCACCGAGGAGAAAGAAAACCUCAAAUGGGAUAUGACCGUAUCCAAGCCGCUGAGUAUAGAGUUUCCUCGGUCGAUGGUGGAGGUGGUGACGUCAUGGAAUUUGCCGAUGUCUCGCUUUCUGCACACCUAUGUUUUUAAGAGCGCUCUCAAAUUUGGGACGUUCUCCGCUGUCAUGGUAACAUACACAGCCAGUGCCCUUCUGCAUGGUCUGAGUUUUCAUCUGGGUGCUGUGCUGAUAUCUCUCGGGUUUAUCACAUACAUAGAGCAUGUGUUGCGGAAGAGGCUCGCGGCCAUUUUUAAUGCCUGUAUACUGUCGAGGAAAUGUCAGCCAAACUGCACUCACCAGCACAAAAGGGGGAUUUGGGUGUAUAUGAUUAAUAUAGCAUUCAGCGCUUUGGCAAUACUCCACCUGACGUACCUGGGCUCUGUGUUCAACUCAAGUGUGGACUACAUGGAGGAGGAUGAGGAUGAUAUAACCCAUCAUACCAUUCAAAAGUGGUCAGAGCUGAGCUGGACGAGCCACUGGGUCACGUUUGGAUGCUGGAUAUUGUACCGCCUCAUCCUCUAA
Messenger RNA from Scomber scombrus (Atlantic mackerel), 1389 nucleotides. RefSeq names its product protein-serine O-palmitoleoyltransferase porcupine-like. The record is from RefSeq and is a predicted model, not a curated record. Gene Ontology annotation, cellular component: endoplasmic reticulum; membrane. The transcript is spliced from 14 exons. Gene Ontology annotation, biological process: lipid modification; canonical Wnt signaling pathway; Wnt protein secretion. Bases 1 to 1389 code for a protein of 462 amino acids. NCBI's taxonomy places the organism in Eukaryota, Metazoa, Chordata, Actinopteri, Scombriformes, Scombridae. Gene Ontology annotation, molecular function: palmitoleoyltransferase activity; Wnt-protein binding.